CAACAACGAAAUCAACUGCCCCCUCCCUCAUUCCUACCCUUCUCUCUCCCCUUAGAAGUUAGAACUACCAAAAUCCAGAGACAGAUGAAAGCAGAGAAAAUAUCAAGAAUCGACAGACAAUUAAUUCAUCCAUGUAGAUCGUCAACCCUCUCAAUCUCAUAAAAAAAACUCUACUUUUGUCGCAAUGGACGAGACAUUCUUCGAUCUAAUGGAGUUUUUAAAGAAACCUUCAAUAACUGAAACAUUCGUCGACAUUUUGCUUUGUGCAGUACCGAUAUGGCUAGCCGUUAUGAUCGGCCUCGUUAUUGGCUGGUCUUGGCGGCCUAGGUGGACCGGAUUGGUCUUUCUUGGCUUGAGGGGCAAGUUUAGGUUCCUUUGGGCGCCUCCUGGAUUCGGAGCUCGGCGUCUCUGGCUCGCUUUUACGGCUCUAUCUGCUCUCUCUGUUUGCCGCACCAUUUGGUCCAAUUUUAAGGGUAAAGAUGGAAAAUCAGUACCCGCCGCUGCGGCUUCAUCUUCGGGAGCGAAUUCGGGGGAGAGACGUGACGGUUCUGUUAGCUCCACUGGUGAGCUGGAGGACAGGGAGGACAUUGUGACAGAGAAAGACUUAGAACACCUAUUGCAUCUGCUGGAGGGGAAGGAUGGACGGAAGGAGUGGCAAUGUAUGAUGGAAAGGUCAACCUCGAACAUGAGAUACCAAGCCUGGCGCCAUGAGCCUCAGGAAGGCCCCACUGUUUACCGAAGUAGAACUGUCUUUGAGGAUGCAACUCCAGAGUUGGUUAGAGAUUUCUUCUGGGAUGAUGAGUUUCGACCUAAAUGGGAUCCGAUGCUUGCUUACUUUAAAAUACUUGAAGAGUGCCCUCAUACUGGUAGAAUGAUUGUGCACUGGAUAAAAAAGUUCCCAUUUUUCUGUAGUGAUCGAGAAUAUAUCAUUGGUCGAAGAAUAUGGGAUGCUAGGAAGGCAUCUUAUUGUGUGACCAAGGGGGUGCCUUAUCCAGGCCUGCACAAGCGUGACAAGCCAAGGCGUGUUGACCUUUAUUUCUCAAGUUGGGUGAUUAGGGCUGUGGAAUCUCGUAGAGGAGAUGGACAGAUGUCUGCAUGUGAGGUUACCCUUUUACAUUAUGAGGACAUGGGGAUCCCCAAAGACGUCGCAAAGUUGGGGGUUCGACAUGGGAUGUGGGGAGCUGUCAAGAAGCUGCAUUCUGGUAUGAGAGCAUACCAGAAUGCAAGGAAAUCAGAGGCUUCACUGUCCAGAAGCGCGCUAAUGGCUAGAAUUACAACAAAAAUUUCUUUUGAUGAAGGCAUGGAUUCUUCAGAACCAGUUACUGGUGGUGAAGAGGAUAAAAGUCAAGCUGUAGAUAUCCAAAGACACAAUGAUCACGGAAUUGAUUGGAAAUGGAUAGCUAUAGGUGGAACGGUAACACUGGUUUGCUGUCUUCACUCCGGUGCAAUUGGGAAGGCAUUGUUACUUGGAGCAGGCCAAAGAAUUGCACGGAGGUGAGAAUUUUCAGAUCAACGAUAUCAUGUACCUACCCAACCGUUUCAAGGAUCUGUGAAAUUUUAAACACUUGUUGAGUUUUUCAAGGAUUUGUGAAAUUUUAUCCACUUGUUGAGUUAUGGGCCAAUAUUUAUCAAAGAUCAAUGAUCAAUAUUUUUUUUCA
Populus trichocarpa (black cottonwood) is the source of this 1658-nucleotide messenger RNA. RefSeq lists its product as uncharacterized. Gene Ontology annotation, molecular function: lipid binding. NCBI's taxonomy places the organism in Eukaryota, Viridiplantae, Streptophyta, Magnoliopsida, Malpighiales, Salicaceae. The transcript has 6 exons. The coding region runs from base 185 to 1498 and encodes 437 amino acids. The record is from RefSeq and is a predicted model, not a curated record.